This is a messenger RNA of Pyrus x bretschneideri (Chinese white pear), 1368 nucleotides long. Its product is annotated as ultraviolet-B receptor UVR8-like. The coding region runs from base 47 to 1258 and encodes 403 amino acids. The transcript is spliced from 7 exons. The record is from RefSeq and is a predicted model, not a curated record. Lineage: Eukaryota; Viridiplantae; Streptophyta; Magnoliopsida; Rosales; Rosaceae.
AAGCAGAAGUUAUUGAGAAGGAAGAGUAUCAGGGGGCACCGUAGAAAUGAAAGAGAGUGAAGAAAGCAGAGUAGCAAUGCACGACGAAGAAGGAAGCAGCGAGCAACAGAUAUGGAGUUGGGGGGCAGGAACGGACGGGCAACUGGGCACGGGCAGGCUACAGGACGAGCACCUCCCUCAGCUGCUUCGCCUCCCUUCUCUCUCCCCCGCCGCCGGAUCCAUCUGCUCCCUCGCCUGCGGCGGCGCUCACGUUCUCGCCUUAACCUCAGGUGGGAAGGUGCUGACAUGGGGAAGGGGCACGUCUGGUCAACUGGGUCAUCCUGAAACGGUCAACAGUCCAAAUCCUAAGUUUGUAAUGUCUUUGAACAACCUCUUCAUUACUCAUGUUUCUGCUGGUUGGAACCACUCCGGUUUUGUUUCAGAUGCAGGGGAUCUUUUCACGUGCGGAGAUGGCUCGUUUGGCCAGCUCGGGCAUGGUGAUUUCCAGUCGCAUUGCUAUCCUGUCAAAGUCUCCUUCUUUGUUGAUAAGAACGUGGAGCAGAUAGCAUGCGGGAUGCGCCAUUCGCUUGUUUUGGUGAAAGGUGUUUCAGGAGAUGAAGUUUAUGGGUUUGGUUCGGGGAAGUGUGGUCAACUGGGUAUCUCCGAGGAUAAGAUCAAAUUAGUUAAUAUUCCUGAACGAAUUCAUGGAUUUGACAGCUUAAAAAUCACUAGCAUUGCUGCAAAUGGAGAUCAAAGUGCAGCGUUAUCUGCUGAUGGGCAUUUGUACACUUGGGGAAGAGGGUUCGGUGACAUCUUAAGUGCUCACUCCCCACAGCGUUUAUCUACAUCGUUCUUGUUUACCAAAGUUGCUGUCGGAUGGAAUCAUUCUUUAGUAUUGACGGGUGGAGAAGUUUUUAUGCUUGGUGGAAAUCACCAUGGAGUUCUUAGUAAUCCCGAAAAAAUUACUCCAAUAAAGCACUUAGCAGAUCCGAGGGAAGUUGUCCUGGAGAAAGUCCCCGACCUCGAAGGGAGUAGAAUUGUGCACGUUGCAGCUGGAGCUGAGCACUCUGCUAUUGUGACCGAGGAUGGAGUGAUUAAGACAUGGGGUUGGGGUGAACAUGGUCAGCUUGGCUUGGGAAAUACAGAUGACCAAACGAGUCCUCAAGAAGUGAGUUUCGACCACAAAUUUCGGAAAGAAGCUGACACAAUCGAGAUUUACUGCGGUAGCGGGUUUACAAUUGUCGUAAGAACUUCACGUCGCUGUUCUCAGACAGAUUAACAAUACCAUUUACCCGAGCUUGACCUAGUUCAUGUUGUGUAAGUAUAUGUUAUACAGGGUUGUAUUAUUUGGACAAUCAUUUCUAAUACGAAAAAAGAAUUUUAGUUUUA